Messenger RNA from Coregonus sp. 'balchen', 17618 nucleotides. Lineage: Eukaryota; Metazoa; Chordata; Actinopteri; Salmoniformes; Salmonidae. The record is from the annotation of a GenBank genome assembly.
AGUGAGGUCAUCAGGGAGAGAGUGCAGCAGCGCAGUGUCCAGCUCUCCUGGCAGGAGCCUGAGCAGCCCAACGGAGUCAUCACCGAAUAUGAGAUUAAGUACUACGAAAAAGUGAGUGUGUUUGAGAGAGAGUGUGUGUGUUGCCUGUGUGUGUGUGUGUGUGUGUGUGUGUGUGUGUAUGUCUCUGUGAUUUUGUUACAGCUUUGAACACAGACAACUCUGGCUCUCCCAAACCCUACCCACCCCCCACCCCCAUCUCUCUCCUCUCCUUUUUAGUUUCAUUUUGCCUACCCUUCAUUUCAUAUUCUAUCUGCAUGCCGUGGCGAGUGGGAUCGGUAGGAUUCUGCGAGGACAUCCUUUGUCCCAUAAUUGCAAUAAUGAAUGAGACGCUCAUAAGAUUUUAAUCAGUCCCUGGUCCUUCACAGCCACCCACACACACACGCCAGGCAGCACCCACCUUAUCGUGCUACUCUGCCAUCAUUGACAAUCUGUUUCUGUAUCUUCCCUCUCUCCUUUCCCCCCUUCACCCCCUCAUAUAUAAUAUAACCUCAGCUCCCGUGUCUCCUAAGUCUGAACAGAUGAGCAAGGUAGCGAGGGGGUUGAGGAGGUUGAGGAGAGUGGGUUUAACACAACAAAUCAAAGGGCUAGAUUCCAUGGCUCCUGAUGUUCGAGGUCCUGUUGGCCACGGCCUCUCAGGCUGCCAGGAUUCAGUCUCCUGUGUCACGUACUGUGGCUGUAGUCUGCCCAUCUGUAAAAUUGGAAGCAAGCAUGACUUCACUCCUAACAGGCUUUGGCAUUCCAUUUGGUUUUUUUGCCGAGAAAAUCAUUUACAGAUCAACAACAAAAGACACAGUACACGCAGUCUGUAAAUUCCAAACGGAUUCUGAGCCUGGCAUUGCAGAGCUUUUUUUCUGCCAAUGGCUUUUGAGAUCACGAGUCUACACAGAGAGAAUCAUUCUUUAACCCCAGAUAGGGUUAAAUAGUUCAUUAAUAAAUCUUCUGAAAUAUAUAUCAUAUAUAAACACCAGACAAACUGAGGCAUUCAAACAUUUACAGACACAUUCUGACUGUAUCUUGGUGUCUUGAUUGAGUCAAUUCAUACAUCAUCUAGACACACUGGUGUCUAUGGUUACAAAAUGACAAGAUGAUCAUAACACAAAGUCUGUUUGUUACUCUCUAUAGGACCAGAAGGAUCGGAUCUACUCCACAGUGAAGUCCAGAUCCACGUCAGCCACAGUGAACAAUCUGAAGCCCAGCACUGCCUACGUGUUCCAGAUCCGAGCCUUCACCACGGCCGGCUACGGCACCUACGGACCCCGGCUGGAGGUCACUACCAAGGAGGAGGCCUCAGGUACCAGCAGAACACAUGCACAGGCGUGUACACACACACGCAUGCAGACACACACACACACGCAUACACACUAGAGAUGAUUAGUGUGUAGACCUUCAUCAAAAUGCCACUAAUCUCAUAGCUCCAUUUAUCCCAUUAAGAAAUAUAGUUGAGUAUCGUCCACAAGGAGCAGUAGGUCCCAAUUAAAGUGGCAGGGCUCAGAAAUCAUUUCUCUCCUCUCUCUCUCUGGUGUUUAUGUAGCAACUGAACUCACUUGAUUUAAAAUGCAGGAAUUCUCCCAGUCAUACACCAUGUGCACUGACAGCCUAAAGUGCCAUAGCACCCAUUCUUUUGAGCAAUUGGUGGUUUGUCAAUGCAAAAAGUCUUAACAGUGUAAGCAGCAUCUGAAUGGGAGACAAUCCAACCCGAAUGUGUCAUUGUUUCAGAAGAAGGGCACCAGCAUUACCAUCAGGGACCGUUAAGCCCACUUUCUGAAACAGUGGAGCCGUGCAUGCAGAGGGACCAGAAAUAGAACUAGCCCUCCUUGUCUCUCUUGUAAAGGGUGAGAAGGGGGUUAUCAGGCUCCCCGCUCGCUACUCAUUGGUUCUAUUAUGUCCUGUAGAUUCCAACGCCUGAUGUGCUGAAAGUUCACACUGUGUGCCCUUUGUCUGUGUGUGUUUGUUUGUGUGUGUGUGUGUGUGUGUGUGUGCGUGCGUGCGUGCGUGUGUGUCCCUCUCCAAGCAUCCACCAUUGUCUCCAGCGAGCAGAACCCCGUCAUCAUCAUCGCGGUGGUGGCAGUGGCGGGAACCAUCAUCCUGGUCUUCAUGGUGUUUGGCUUCAUCAUUGGGAGAAGGUACGCUCUCGCGGGCCCCAUUGACUCUCCACUGCUGUGAGUCUCUGCUUGUCAGUUAGCCUUUCUGUCACUCACAGGCCUCCAUAGCCGUGGAGUCAGUCCACCACACACCACAGGCACCCAUCAUCUGUGGCAUGCUGUGCUAAUGGAUUGUGAUGCAUCAUUUUCCAGUCCUCACACUGUGAAGAACAACUGACUUGGUUUUUAGCAUGUUUAUUUUUUAUUUUUUGUAAUGGAUCCAUUAUAGAGACAAAAGUACUCUAAAAUGAAAGCUUUUGUCUCCUCUUUGUGUGUGUGUGUCUUUGUGAGUGUGUGUCUUUGUGAGUGUGUGUCUUUGUGUGUGUGUGUCUUUGUGAGUGUGUGUCUUUGUGAGUGUGUGUCUUUGUGAGUGUGGACGUGUUUAACUAUACUUGUGGGGACCAGAAAUAUUUACAGAAAUAUUUGACCAACUGGGGACAUUUUGUUGGUCCCCACAAGGUCAAAUGCUAUUUCUAGGGGGUUUAGGGUUAAGGUUAGAAUUAGUGUUAGGGUUAGGAGAUAGGGUUAGUUUUAGGGUUAGGGUUAAUGUUAGGUUUUUGGGUUAAGGUUAGGGUUAGGGUUAAGGUUAGGGUUAGGGUUAGGGUUAGGGUAAGGGUACGGGUUAGGGUUAUGUUUAGGGUUAGGGGUUAGGGAAAAUAGGAUUUUGAAUGGGACUGAAUUGUAUGUCCCCACAAGGUUAGCUGCGCAAGACUGUGUGUGUGAGCGUGUGUAUGUCCGUGCCUGCGUGUGUGUGUAUGUCCGUGCCUGCGUGUGUGUGUGUGUAUGUCCGUGCCUGCGUGUGUGUGUAUGUCCGUGCCUGUGUGUGUGUGUAUGUCCGUGCCUGCGUGUGUGUGUAUGUCCGUGCCUGCGUGUGUGUGUAUGUCCGUGCCUGCGUGUGUGUGUAUGUCCGUGCCUGCGUGUGUGUGUGUAUGUCCGUGCCUGUGUGUGUGUGUAUGUCCGUGCCUGCGUGUGUGUGUAUGUCCGUGCCUGCGUGUGUGUGUGUAUGUCCGUGCCUGUGUGUGUGUGUAUGUCCGUGCCUGCGUGUGUGUGUAUGUCCGUGCCUGCGUGUGUGUGUGUAUGUCCGUGCGUGUAUGUGUGUGUUACAUCAUUGGUGUUAAACAGUAAUACACUCAUAACACUGCCUCUAGCCGUCUCAUCCCAGAUCAACCCUCCAGUGUGUCAGUCACCAUCCCUGCUCUCUUCCAGUUGUACUUCAUUUCUAUGUGGAUAGCAUUUCAUCACAGCAUGCCUUACAUGGGGGUAGAGCCAUAUACACAUGUGAUUUCUAUAUCCAUUUGACAUUAACCUGCAUGUCAAUCAUCUGUUAAUUGAUGUUUCCACGCCAUCAUCAGUUCAGUUUGUUAGCAAACCAUAUUGUACAGUGCCAUAGAACAACCAUGUACAAUGAAUUACCUGCCCGAGGGGGCAUUCAAUACAUGAAUGUUACACAUUAAUAUAACAAGGAAUGCUAAACAGUCUUUUACAGAGUAUAUAUAUGUAAUACCAGAGGUGGGCACUUUAGUUCAACAUCAGCAGCCAAACAGUGUUCCCAUGUCUCUCAGCUGUAUCUGUACCUGCAGCAUUAUGGCGCUUCAUUAAGAUUCUAGUAAAACAGACAGUCUUCUGCCUCGGCCCAAUCAGUUGAUUGUGUGUUCCUCCGCCUCUUUCCCUGUCAGGCACUGUGGCUACAGCAAGGCAGACCAGGAAGGAGACGAGGAGCUGUAUUUCCAAUGUGAGUCCCUUCUUUCCCCAUCAGCUCACACACACAUUGAAACAUCUCACUUACAGCAUGCGCCUGCCCGACACCUCACAGGAAGUUGGUCCAACAACAAGGCCCCCACGCCGUAAUGUACUAUCCUUGUUUCAUUUGACAUAUACAGCUGUGGAAAGAAUUAAGAGACCACUGCACAUUUUUCUUAAAUCAGCAUCUCUACAUGUAUGACAGCCAUUCCAUUCCAGUAUCUGUUGAAUUCCAACACAGGCACACCUCAUUCUACUGAAUUAGGUACUGAUUAGGUGAUCACCUGAACCAAAUCUUAUUUAACGAGGAAAAGUAUAAAAACCACUGCUUUGGUCAUCACUAUCCUCUUGCAAUAGGACCAGCUGGAUGGCAAAAACAGUGCUAAUAAUACCACAAAAGUAAUAUUAAUAAAAAAAUAACUAUUGACAUGCCAAAAGAGUUGAAAAAUAAAGUUUUGAGUGAGGAAAGGAAGGGUUCCAUUCUGGCUUUACUGGCAGAGGGAUACAGUGAGCGUCAGGUUGCUUCCAUCCUUCAAAUUUCAAAGACGGCGGUUCAUAAGAACAAGGUCAAGCAGCAGACAUUGGGGACAACAAAGCUACAGACCGGCAGAGGGCGAAAACGACUCUCUACUGAUCGGGAUGACCGCCAACUCAUUCGAAUGUCACUCAACAACCGUAGGAUGACAUCAAGUGACCUACAAAAAGAAUGGCAAACGGCAGCUGGGGUGAAGUGCACGGCGAGGACGGUUCGAAACAGGCUCCUAGGGGCAGGGCUGAAGUUGUGCAAAGCUAGAAAAACCCCUUCAUCAAUGAGAAGCAAAGAAGAGCCAGGCUGAGGUUUGCAAAAUACCAUAAGGAUUGGACCGUAGAGGACUGGAGUAAGGUCAUCUUCUCUGAUGAGUCCAAUUUUCAGCUUUGCCCAACACCUGGUCGUCUAAUGGUUAGACGGAGACCUGGAGAGGCCAACAAGCCACAGUGUCUCGCACCCACUGUGAAAUUUGGUGGAGGAUCGGUGAUGAUCUGGGGGUGCUUCAGCAAGGCUGGAAUCGGGCACAUUUGUCUUUGUGAAGGACGCAUGAUUCAAGCCACGUACAAGGUUGUCCUGGAAGAAAACUUGCUUCCUUUUGCUCUGACAUUGUUCCCCAACUCUGAGGAUUGGUUUUUCCAGCAGGACAAUGCGCCAUGCCACACAGUCAGGUCAAUAAAGGUGUGGAUGGAGGACCACCAGAUGAAGACCCUCUCAUGGCCAGCCCAAUCUCCAGACCUGAACCCCAUUGAAAACUUCUGGAAUGUGAUCAAGAGGAAGAUGGAUGGUCACAGGACAUCAAACAAAGCCGAGCUGCUUGAAUUUUUGCGCCAGGAGUGGCAUAAAGUCACCCAACAUCAAUGUGAAAGACUGGUGGAGAGCAUGCCAAGAUGCAUGAAAGCUGUGAUUGAAAAUCAGGGUUAUUCCACCAAAUAUUGAUUUCUGAACUCUUCCUAAGUUAAAACAUUAGUAUUGUGUUGUUUAAAAAUGAACAUGAACUUAUUUUCUUUGCAUUAUUCGAGGUCUGACAACACUGCAUCUUUUUUGUUAAUUUGACCAGUUGUCAUUUUCUGCAAAUAAAUGCUCUAAAUGACAAUUUUUGGGGGCGAAUUUGGGAGAAUGUUGUCAGUAGUUUAUAGAAUAAAACAAAAAUGUUAUUUUUACCCAAACACAUACCUAUAAAUAGUAAAACCAGAGAAACUGAUAAUUUUGCAGUGGUCUCUUAAUUUUUCCACAGAUUUUUUUAUGAAAGCUGGGAACAAUCACACUAGCAUCUGGUUGGUAUUUGAUGGACAAAUCUAUUGAGAUGAGGACAUGAGGCCUAGCUCCAAACUGCAAACACAUGAAUAUGAGCAUUGUCAGAGAAUGGGAUCCAGGGCAGAGCUGAAAGAGAGAAUUCCUCAUAAAAAAUGUAAAGACCCAACUUUUCAACCACUUUGGUAAGAUAGGAGGAUGCUGUUGACCUCCUGGUGGUGCUCGGAGUAGAGAUUUAGAGAUGUACACACACAUUUACUCUAUCCCAAGGUUCCUCUUCUAGGCUCCUUUAACCUAUACACACACACACACACUGACACACACCACCCUGUCCUAAUGAUGCCCCUGGAGAUGCAGCCGCAGACAUCUUCCCAAGCGAAGCCGUAAUGAUCUGCUGCUGUAGGCAAACUGCUGAUUGUGAAACAAAGGGUCAGAGUGUCACAUGGCCACAGCGGUAGAAAGACGGCUGUGCUGGCAUUUCGUGAUCCUCAGCUGAUAAGUAUCUGACAGAUCAAGCUGCAGGAAGGCACAGGUCCUUCUGCUAAAAACACUGGGAGAUGGAAACGCAAACAAGAGCGCCUAAUAGAGGGACUGCCAGGGCGACAGAAGCCAGAUAGUGUGUGAAUUCAACAUGUAGGCCCAAUGUAGGCCCGUGAUAAGACGUCUCCCUAUCAGAUCCGGUGACAGCUUGGAUGGACAAAGCAAUUAUAGGAUGGAUUGGAGGGAAAUAUCAGCUGCCGUCGCUGGAGCUCCUCGCUGGAACGCAAUGCAUUUGUGUAUAUGUUACUGGAUAGGCCAACAUGGCUUUCCAGGACGUAUGCAGAGGAUAUUACAAAAAAAAGUAUUUCUGUUUGUCAUUAUUGAGCCUGGAGCUGAUUAGUAAUUUAAUGAUGGUGUUUUGGUGUGUCUGUUUGUUAUAGUCUUCCACUAUGUGCAUCUCAUUAAAUAGCUUGUGGUAUUGAAGUUGGCAGGUUAUGUUGUAAUUAGGGAGAAUUUGAUAUGAAGAAAUUAGGUCAGUGGAACACACUCAUCUACUAGAACCGUGUAAUUUAUUAGUGUGGUGUUACGUACAUGGGAAGAACUACACCGCUUCUUUCUCAGUCAGUGGCUUUUUUUUACCCUACAGAUGUAGGAUCUUAAUUUGAACCAGUUUGCUACAGCAGGAAAAUAAUCCUGUAGCAACAGGAAAUGUGAAUUAUUAUGUGGAUUAUAAUUAAUGUAAUUAUUUAUAAUCCACAUUUUUCGUUAGGGCAAAUCAAGUUGAAAUAUAGUUGAAAUUACAAACUUUAGAAGCCUUUUUAAACUUCAAAUACACUACACGUUUCCAUUUCUCAGCAAAUUGUGAUUGAUCAAAUUAAGAUCCUACAUCUGUAUGUUUGCAUGAAUAUGUAUGAACCUUUCCAGUAUCAUUGCGUUAAAAUCGUAAUAUUGUACUAGUUGUGAUAGAACUACAGUCACCAUUAUCUGCGCAGCAAAAUUCAGAAGGUUAUCAAGUCAAAGACCAUAAGAAAAUAACUGUCUUCUAUGACUCGUAUUACAUUAUAUCAGGGCUUGCCUUACCAGACUUUUAAAUUCACUGGCAGAGCUUGACAGACUUAGCUAACUCAAAGCCCUGCUCAGUAUAGCAUACAACUUUAGCAGUAAAUCCCAUUCCGGGCUGCUGAAAUCCUUGUCGCUCCUUUGUGAGGAGGUUAGGAAGAAAAUAUAAUCAUGUUUUCAUUUCUAUUGGAGGAAAAGGAAAAAGGAGUAAGAUAAAAUAAUAAAUGGCUGGUUUAGGGUGUUUGUAGAAAUACCUUUUGACACAGAUGCUUUCCAUCAGCUGGGUGUUUAGCAAUUCCUUCUGAAUGGUUGCCCUUGGUAAUGGUGUGCCUGUCAAGCGCCUGGCCAGCCUGGCGCUCUGUAUGCAUAUUUAAUCGUAACAGUAAUCCCCUUACCUUUCUACAGUUAAAUUUCCAGGCACCAAAACAUACAUUGACCCUGAAACCUACGAGGACCCGAACAGGGCUGUCCAUCAAUUUGCCAAGGAGCUGGAGGCGUCGUGCAUUAAGAUUGAGCGAGUUAUUGGAGCAGGUGAGUCUGGCUGGUGUCUCCCAGCUCUCUCUGUUUAGUUACGUGUACUCAUAUAUCAUAAUGACAGCCACAUAUUUACACCUUGACGGUUGACACGGUUUAUUCUUACCGUAUAUAUUGAUGGCGCAAUUGCAAAAGGGGGGAAAAGUUCAUGUGUGGCCCUGCAUCUUUUUAAAAUGCAAGACAAUAGCUAAGCUGCUCACAGCUGAUAAAUUGCUGCCACAUCAGUUUUAGAGAUGAGGUCAAUGAGAGUAUCUAUAUAUCCACAGCUUGUCUUAUUACGUGUCUCUGGUACACUCCCCAGUGCAUAACAAGAUGUCCUACUCCAAUUUGUAUUUUCCCACAGCACAGCUUUUUUAAUCUGAAAACACACUAAGUAUUUUGUCAAAACAUGAAAUGCUAGUUUUUCUUAAGGGUCAUGACUCAUGACUGGUUAUGUAUCUGUCUGUCUCACAGGAGAGUUUGGGGAGGUGUGUAGUGGACGGAUGAAGCUCCCAGGGAAACGGGACACGUCAGUGGCCAUUAAAACCUUGAAGGUGGGCUACUCAGAGAAACAGAGGAGAGACUUCCUGUGUGAGGCCAGCAUUAUGGGCCAGUUUGACCAUCCCAAUGUUGUCCAUCUGGAGGGAGUGGUGACCAGAGGUAAGGACUGCAUUCUUCCACACGCACACUUGCACACACACACACACGCACGCAUGCACGCACACACACACACUCGACUGAAGCAAGAAAUUAGAGCAAGUGCACUCGAAGACCAUGCUUUAAGGUCACAUAAUAUGUCAAUAGAUUUCAUUUCAAGUCUUAAAUUGCUACAAAGAGUCAUUAUAAACUGAGUGUACAAAACAUUAGGAACUCUUUCCAUGACAUAGACCGACCAGGUGAAUCCAGGUGAAACCUAUGAUCCCUUAUUGAUAUCACCUGUUAAAUCCACUUCAAUCAGUGUAGAUGAAGGGGAGGAGACAGGUUAAAGAAGGAUUUUUAAGCCUUGAGACAAAUGAGACAUGGAUUGUGCAUGUAUGCCAUUCAGAGAGUGAAUGAGAAAGACAAAACAUUUAAGUGCCUUUGAACAGGGUAUGGUAGUAGGUGCCAAGCGCACAGGUUUGUGUCAAGAGCUGCAACACUGCUGGGUUUUUCACACUCAACAGUUUCCCGUGUGUAUCAAAAAUGGUCCACCACCCAAAGGACAUCCUGCCAACUUGCCACAACCGUGGGAAGCAUUGGAGGCAAUAUGGGCCAGCAUCCCUGUGGAACGCUUUCGACACCAUGCCCCGACUAAUUGAGGCUGUUCUGAGGGUAAAAGGGGGUGCAACUAAAUAUUAGGGUGGUUUAACUAAUGUUUUGUGCAUUUAGUAAAUAACGUGAAUGUGUGAAAAGGUUAAGUUGCCAGACGAACUGUGAGAGGAAGACCUGAGAGGAACAUUGUACAAUAUAUUUAGCUAGCUAUACAAUGUGAAAGUGCUGCAGUCAAAAGGAAUGACAUUGAGAAGUAUCUGAUUGAAUUAGCCUUGCUCCCUGUUUUACAUUUUCUCAUUUAGACAGCCUAAUAUAAGGGGCAGAUGUUAACACUUAAUUACAAACAAACGGCUCAAAAUAACACUGAGGCGGAAGUGUAUUUUUAGCAGGCCGUCAUUAAUAAACACUUGUAAGCCAUAUUUAUGAGUCAAUUAACGGAAUGUGUCAUCCUUGUUUUCAGGAAAACCGGUGAUGAUUGUGAUUGAAUAUAUGGAAAACGGCUCAUUAGAUGCUUUCCUCAGGGUGAGAACCUUUCAAUGCAUUCAAAUGGUAGUAGGUAAAUAGCCUCCCUACCCCUGUAGAUAGCCUCCCUAGUGGUAUUUUAUUUUUCUGCUACUCUUUAACUAUUUGUUAUUUGUUAUUUUUUACUUAUCUAUUUUUUACUUAAUACUUAUUUUUCUUAAAACUGCAUUGUUGGUUAAGGGCUUGUAAGUAAGCAUUUCACUGUAAGGUUGUAUUCGGCGCAUGUGACAAAUACUAUUUGAUUUUAUUUUAUUUGAAAUGGCAACUCCCUAACCAGUUAUACAUGUAUAAUACAGUAUGUUCACAAUAAGAGCUUCUUAUUCUAUGAAUAAAAGUGCUGCAAUACCUUUGUGACCUGGAUCUCAGUGGAUCUUGAUUAGCUGUCGGUUGUCCUCUGUUGUGUACAGAAACACGAUGGUCAGUUCACAGUGAUCCAGUUAGUGGGGAUGCUGCGGGGCAUAGCAGCAGGGAUGAGAUAUCUCUCUGACAUGGGAUAUGUCCAUCGAGAUCUGGCCGCACGAAACAUCCUUGUCAACAGCAAUCUCGUAUGUAAAGUGUCUGACUUCGGCCUGUCAAGAGUGAUCGACGACGAUCCUGAGGCUGUCUACACAACAACGGUGAGUUAAUUAAGCCAGCCCCGUAUUGCUUUCUUCCCUUCCUAGACACCUUGCACUCUCUCUGAAUACUCAAAUCCAGCCAACAGCCAAUGCAUGAAAGUUUAGUAUAAAAUAUGGAUGCAUGCCCAUGCACGCCUGUGAUAGCUAGCUAUUCAAUAUGCAAAGCAUGCAGUCUCUUUGGUAGAGUUUUUGCUUUGAAAGUUUUGAAGUUUUGCUGACCCUGUGUGCAAAGUUGUAACUCUAUUUUAAUUGAUGUUUUAGGGGAAGAUGCAGGAUAUAAUGAAUUUGAUCUUUACUCCAGCCACUGACCUGCAUUUUACUGAACAGGGCGGAAAGAUACCUGUUCGAUGGACAGCAAUGGAAGGCAUCCAGUACCGUAAAUUCACUUCCGCUAGUGAUGUGUGGAGUUAUGGCAUUGUCAUGUGGGAGGUCAUGUCCUAUGGGGAACGGCCUUACUGGGACAUGUCCAAUCAAGAUGUGAGUUGCUCUCUAACAUGAAGUCAAUUAUACACCAAAUGUCAUGUCAGAUUUCGCAUGUAGCUCAGGGACUAGCUACCAGAUUGCCCAGGGGUUAACAGAAUUAACAGAAUUCUAAUAAAUUAUUUAAACAUGGGCCACAAUUACUACUCAGAGUUGAAUGAGGUGAAUUGUUAGGUUGUAAUUCAUUCCGUUUUAAUCAGAGAUUGAUAUUCAUAAAAUGUAUAUAUGAUAAUAUAAAGAAAAAGAGUAGCUACUUGGCAAACAAAAUACAUUUUUGACUUCAAAACGGCUUUUAACCUUUAUAAUGAGUUAGGAUAAUGAAAACCAAAUUUGGCAUUAGCUGAGUUCAAUAAUUCCAGAGCUAUUUACUUAGUCAUGUAGAGCUUUUAGUUUGAACUGCAGUCAUUGCUUUGUUUCAGCUAAAUUGGAACAGAUGAACAUUGCAAAGCUGUUCAUCAUGCUGAUCGCAAAGUGGCUUUAGAGGAGUUUGGCCGCCGAUUCGAACACCAGUAACGAUGAUACUUACAUAUGUAGGAUCUUAAUUUGAGCCAAUUUACUACAGCAGGGAGAAGAAUCCUGCAGCAACAGAAAAUGUGAAUUAUUAUAUGGAUUAGAAUUAAUGGACAUUUUUUGUAGGGGCAAAUCAAGUCUGACAUUUUAAAGUGGAAAUAAACUUUAGAAUCCUUUUUAAACCUUGAAUACACUACAAGCAUAUACCGGCAAGCGGUACCGGAGCGCCAAGUCUAGGUCCAAAAGGCUUCUCAACAGCUUCUACCCCCAAGCCAUAAGACUCCUGAACAGCUAAUCAUGGCUACCCAGACUAUUUGCACGGCCCCCACACCCCCACCCCCCUCUUUUACGCUGCUGCUACUCUGUUUAUUAUUUAUGCAUAGUCACUUUAACUCUACCCACAUGUACAUAUUACCUUAAUUACCUCGACUAGCCGUUGCCCCCGCACAUUGACUCUGCGCCGGUACCCCCCUGUAUAUAGCCUCCCUACUGUUAUUUUAUUUUACUGCUGCUCUUUAGUUAUUUGCUUUGAUUUUUUUUACUUAACACUUUGAUUUUUUAAAUUAUUUUUAAAAAAUGCAUUGUUGGUUAAGGGCUUGUAAGUAAGCAUUUCACUGUAAUGUCUACACCUGUUGUAUUCGGCGCAUGUGGCAAAUACAAUUUGAUUUGAUUUGAUUUGAAGUUUACAUUUCCUGCUGUGCAGGAACAUUCUCAGCAACGAUUGAGAGUGAUCAAAUUAAGAUAGUACAUCUAUAAGUAGUAAAAUGUUUUAAUCCGCCAAUGUUUGCAAGUACUAGUCUGGAAGAUGCUCCAGUGUUAGUUUUCUCCCUUGGCGAAGUUAAAGAUGGUAUAAUCCAGUAGGACAAACAGUCUUCUCCUCAGCAGAAAAAACUAAAAAGGAUUAUGUUACUCUCAGCUCCUCCUAAUGGGAAGCCUGCUGAUUGAACAAUCAGCUGUUAGAAAUGUUAAACAUGAUUGUCCAUUUUAGUGCUUGACAGGCAUCAAUGUCAGGGAUUUCAGUUCCUCUGUCAAGAUGUUGGCUAACAGCUCCUCUGGGAUACAGAAAGAGAAAUAUUUACAUUUCCUCAACAGUUUUACUGUUUUGAUACUUUUCCUUCCGUAGUUCAGUCUUUUUGAAUAUCCCUGACAGGAAUAACAGAUGAAUAUUUGCAGAAAAUAAACCCUUGAAUAGAGGAAGAGACGGUUGAGUCUCAAAUCAAAGUUGCCCAUUGCCCCUAAUGUUUAAUGUUCUCAUGCCUUAGACUUUCAAUGGACCUGGUUUUUAACUAUUGACACAGUGAGAAUAUAUGUAGUUUUAAAGAUAUGCAUAUACCCCCUAUUGAUGAGACAAACAGUAGAAAUGAUGCAUCUAAAGGAAAAAAGAGCCACUGUUGGCUAGAUUAAUUACAAUCACUUCUAUUGGUACAGUAUAACAGACAGGAGCAGCUCUUCCAGAGACUAAUCUCUGUGCCAUACAGGGACAUACAGGGUGCUACUCUCAAUAUCUCCUCAUUUGGGUCCUGCUACUCUGUGUCCUUGUGUCUCACAAUCAUCUUAACAAGCUGACACUGAGCGAUCACGUCCAGUUAGGCUUGUUUCUCCUCGAUGUACCAAGUCUGUAAAUAGGGAACCACAUAAGACUUGUGUAGCUCAGUUGGUAGAGCAUGGCGUUUGCAACGCCAGGGUUGUGGGUUUGAUUCCCACGGGGGGGCAGUAUGAAAAAAUAAUGUAUGCACUCACUAACUGUAAGUCGCUCUGGAUAAGAACGUCUGCUAAAUGACUAAAAUGUAAAAAAUACUGACACUUCCUGUUUACAACCAUCUUGAUUAGAGGAUGAAUGGUAAUGAACUUGAGUUAAUGUGGUGGUAAUGGCCCUUAAAGACUCUCCUGUGUUUUGGUUUUCCCAGGUGAUAAAGGCAAUAGAGGAGGGGUACCGCCUCCCUGCUCCCAUGGACUGCCCUCCAGGCCUGCACCAGCUAAUGCUGGACUGCUGGCAGAAAGACAGGGCUGAUCGACCCAAAUUUGAUCAAGUAGUUGGCAUCCUUGAUAAGAUGAUUCGCAAUCCCAAUACCUUGAAAACCCCGGUGGGAACAUGCACGAGGUAAGGAAAGCUUGUCUCAUUAACCCUAUGACUGAGCACUACAAAGCUCCAAUGGAAUACAUUUAAUUAUCAGCUUCAGUUAUUAGAUUUGACCAUGUUAGCUACAGAUGUAGGAUCUUAAUUUGACCUACAGGUAACUACCAAAAUAAUGGAAACACUUGAGUAAAUGAGGUAUACAAAGUGUAUUGAAAGCAGGUGCUUCCACACAUGUGUGAUUCCUGAGUUAAUUAAGCUAUUAUAAAAAAUGCUGGGCAGGCCAUUAUUUUGGCUACUAUGGCUAGGAUGAAAAUGCCCCCAUCCACAGGGCAUGAGUGGUCACUGAAUGGUUUGAUGAGCAGGAAAAUUAUGUAAACCAUAUUCUAUGGCUGUCUCAGUCACCAGAUCUCAACCCAAUUGAACACUUAUGGGAGAUUCUGGAGCGGCGCCUGAGACAGGGUUUUCCACCACCAUCAACAAAACACCAAAUUAUAGAAUUUCUCGUGGAAGAAUGGUGUCACAUCCCUCCAUUAGAGUUCCAGACACUUGUAGAAUAUAUGCCAAGGUGCAUUGAAGCUGUUCCAAUGCCCUAUUAAGAUCACUUCUGUUGGUGUUUCCUUUAUUUUUGGCAGUUACCUGUAUAUUGUCACAGCAAAAUAAUCCUGCAGCAACAGGAUUUGAACAUUUAGUUAAUAAUAUUGCUUGAUCAGUGCUUAGGCUAUUAGCCAGCUAAAAGUAGGCUACAUGUAAAGUGCUAUACUGUUAAUAUAACCGUGUGUUAGUGUGGGUUUUCAGUGAAUUUAUGUCAAUCACGAAGCUCAUCUGCAUUUCCUGUGGUGCAUUCUCAGCAACAAAAGAGUGAUCAAAUUAAGAUCCUACAUCUGUAUAAGACUCUGGAAGUAUGUAUUGUUUCUUCAUAUUUAAUUCCUAUGGAGCUACAUUAGUGGACAAUUCAGAGCAUCCAGUGGUUGAUUUAUCCACAGGAGUUCACAGAUGAAAGAUAAAUCCCUGAGAAUCAAUAAGCCAAAGCAGCUUCCAUGGCUUUAUGGUCAAUAGCAGGGCUUUUAAAUCAAUCCCUGUAAUGAGUUCCUGGGACUUUCAAGUGCUUUGGGAACUCUGGACCCCACUGUGACAUUUGUCAAAUUAAUUAUAUUUACAGUCGGAACACAAUCUCCCUGGGUGAGAUUGAGAACGUAACCCCCCAAAAAAUGUAAAAAACGCUUCCGUUUCUGGGAGCCAUUUGUGGGGGUUUGAAGCAAAAAAUGCCAAUCCAACUGAUGUUGAGUUUUUUUUAAAUAGUUAUUUAGCACACAUAUUUGCCCGAAAAAGAGGAUCAGAUGGCGUAGUCACUUUUGAAUUUGAUAUUGAAGUGUAAAAAAUGUGUUAAUUUAUUUUUCACUUGCAAUUUACUGCACCCCGGGAUGUCUUUGGCUGUCUUUGUGUUUUGUUCCCAGCUGAAUUUGUAUUUGCUGUGGGAAUGUUUUUGCAUGAGACGUUAAUGUUUUUGUCUUGCUCAUCCCACAGACCGAUUAGUCCCCUGUUAGAUCAGAGCACACCAGACUUCACUACGUUCCACUCGGUGGGGGAGUGGCUGGAGGCCAUCAAGAUGGAGCGAUACAGAGACAACUUCACCGCCGCUGGCUACAGCUCACUGGAAUCUGUGGCAAGGAUGUCAAUCGAGUAAGGAACCUGAACAUUAAAACACUUGUGGAGGUCAAAGCCACCAUAGCCAUUUCUGGAGAGUUGUCUUAUAAUUAUUUUCUCAUUCAAUAUCCUUGGACAUGCCAGAACUGAAUUUAAAUUUCAUCAUUGUGAUUCAUGAACAAGCCUGUCGAGUUUUACAUUUUAUUUUUUUAAUCCUCCAUUUCUCCUUUAAUGAAAUACCUGGUGCUAUAAAUCAUGAGAUGUUUUGAGCCUCUCUGUGGUCCAGUGCUGUGAUUUAUGAUUGGUUGUCUUGUCUUGCAGGGAUGUGAUGAGCUUGGGGAUCACUUUAGUGGGCCAUCAGAAGAAGAUCAUGAGCAACAUACAGACUAUGAGAGCCCAGAUGCUGCAUCUCCACGGCACGGGCAUCCAGGUGUGAUGACAGACUACAGUGCCCCCUGUGGACAGGGGGGCAAAGAGCUAUCUAGAGCAGCGCUAGGGCAGAACUUCCCAGGAUAAUCAUAAAAAAUCAUGUGACGUGACGCUGUCUCCUGUGUCUGACUCUUUUUUUUCCGGAUGUUUUGGAAUAAAAUCAUUCCUUUGUUCCUCGGCGAAGGAUUUAACCCCUCUUUAGAACGGGUACUAAGGAGAGAAUGAGAGAAUACUCCCUGGACAUGAUGCCACUCUGAGAAACUCUCAACCACAAAUAGAGAUGGAGCUUUGGAGAAGGAGUUUGAUGCGUAUUACCUUGUUCUUUAAAAAAAACAUUUUCCCCUUGCGGUGGUUUUUCAGUAUUUUUUCUUCUAGUUUGUUAAUUUUGUUAGUUUCAGAAUGCACAGUGAUAUGGUGUGAAACGUACAGUAAUCUUACAUUUUUCUUUCCCGUUACAAUUAUUUUCUUCCUUUUUUUAUUUUGGACUUGACAAGAGGGUCAACAUUCCCAUCCAAAAGGACAGAGUGAAUAUGGUGUCUGAACAUUUUGGUGGAGAUGAUUUAGAGGUUCUUUGACCAGUUUGUCUUGAGACACUCCAGGCUGUUUUAACUGUUUGCAGUGAGUUGUGUUUUUUUUCUCCCUGAUGUUUUUGAAGUGAAAAUGGUAUCCUGCACCUCAGAUCAGUGACGUCAGCGAUAGUAGUAUUCACUUGGUUGUUUCAAGCUUGCAGGAGUGGCUUGCUGUAUGCAUUUCUCUGAACACAGAUGCUCUCGUUGUAUGAUGAAAACAUUUCAAAUUUGUAUGUAGGAAUUGCGAAACAGUAUGACACCAACAAGGCAAAUCGAUUUCAGAUUGAUCACAACUUUUAUAUCUAAUAUCAAGCAUCAAAGUGGCAAUAUUUAUGUUUACCACAUGAAUCAUUUUACCUUAUUGUCCAAUAUGCUUUCAAUCUGAAAUGUUUUGUUGUUUAAUUAUUUAAUUGAACGUUUCCACAGAUAGCACUAUAGAAAGGUUGUAUUGUAACUUAAAGAGAUUACUUGAUCCACCGCAAAGGGUUUGAAAUGCCUAAACAAAAAUAUGUUGUGUUGCAGCAAAUGGUAUUUGUUUCAUAUUUCGGUGAAUACAGUUGUGAAGGGUGAAUCUAUGAAAGGCUGUGUAUGUUCUUUGCCUUAAAACUGCCUUAAAACUAAUGUAUUCCCAUUCUUUUUAGGCACUUCUAUGGCAUUUUUUUUUGUGAUUCAAUGAGACAGAAGUCUUAUGUAGGGUUGAAUGGACAAGUUCCCUAUUUUCUUUGUGGUAUCCUGUCAUCCUGAACAUGAAUCAAAUUUAGUGCAUGCACACUUACAUAUGUUGAGUGAUGAUUAACACAAUCAGUGUAGAGUAGAAGAUUGAACAGAGCAAUAAUUAGCCCAGGUAGAAAUGGUCCUUCUCUGAGAUUUUAAGGUGCUAGGUUUUACAGAAAUAUCAGUUGUGCUGGGAAAACGCUUUGGAAAAAUUCUGUCACCAAUAGUAAAAUGGAAUAUGUAUUGACCUUUUUCCAGUUGAAGAUUACCUGGAGUAUAGGCUGGGAGGAUAGAUUGGUACAGUAUACUGGAAUACCGAGUUAUCAAAAUAAUGAAAUAGUAAUGCCACUUACGAAAUGGUAUACCGUGACAUGCUAAUGACUUCAUAACAAUGUCACAGAGUAUGAGUAUGUUGAGAAUAUAUGGCUGUUACAGUGGGGUGAAAUGACAUUCAACCAGCAGAGAGUUGCACUUAUUAGUCAUGACAUCAUCCUUUCCAUUGCAGCACACUGAAUUUGCAGGCCUUCGAUUCGGUGCGAGGUACCUACAGUAACUAAUAAUAUCAUAAUAUAGUGAAAAUCCUGAUACUCCUUAUUAUGAUGCUCAUACUGUGAAAAUCACACACCGUCCCAGCCCUGGCUGGUCAGGAGAGCUAGUCACAUGUCUAUACUUUAAAUGACAAAGAAAUGAGUGAACCAACCAUUCAUCAGAGAAUACAAAGCUGAAGAAAUAUUCAACAUGAUAACAUUCAUUUUGUUGUAGAAAGAGAAGACUGAUGGCACCAUUAGGUUGUCUUUUUAGCACAUAUUUGCAGAGCCCAUUCCUCAUCUCUGUGCCCUUCCAGGCAAACAGGGUGAUGUAACAUGCAUAAAAGUGUUUAUAUGCUUAUUUCCUUAACUUCCCUGCCCCUUUGUAUGUUAAUCAGGGCACAGAGAUGAGGAAUGAGCUCUGCAAAGAUGUGCUAAAAAGACUACCUAAUGGUGCCAUCACAGUAUUCUCUUUCUACAACAAAAUGAAUGUUAUCAUGUUGAA